Molecule: messenger RNA, 2052 nt
Organism: Drosophila serrata
Lineage: Eukaryota; Metazoa; Arthropoda; Insecta; Diptera; Drosophilidae
Product: xaa-Pro aminopeptidase ApepP pseudogene
Source: RefSeq, a predicted model, not a curated record
AUAAAAGAGUGGUUCACUGCCCAGUUCAGACGUCUAAAGAAUAAUUCCAAAAGAAUACAGAAGCCCAACAAGGUCGAAAUGUUAAUAAAAUGCCUCUUUCUUCUCUCCGCAGCGGUUCUUCUGUCUGCGAAUAAGAUUCCCGAACCAGGAGAACGCCACACCAGGAACACUACACAGAUCUUGGUCCAGUUGAGGGAUCUCAUGAAGAAUGUCCAAGUGGGCAACUCCACGGGUAUAGCAGCUUAUAUAGUGCCCUCCAACGAUGCCCAUCAGUCGGAGUAUCUGAGUCGGCAUGACGAGCGGCGUGCCUUUGUCACUGGAUUCGAUGGAUCCGCAGGAAUAGCAGUGGUGACCACCAAUGCCGCCCUCCUUUGGGCCGACAGUCGGUAUCACCUGCAGGCAGAGCAGCAGCUGGACGAGAACUGGGAACUGAUGAAGCAAGGGCUGAAUGGCGUUCCCUCCAUUGGCACCUGGUUGGCUCAGAACCUCACCGCUGGCAGCUUAGUGGGCGUGGAUCCCCAUCUGAUGUCGUUCCGCUCCUGGGAGUCCAUCGAAAGCGAACUGAUCUCCUCGGAAAUCCAACUGGUGCCCAUCAAGGACAACCUUGUGGACAAAGUAUGGGGCGAAGAUCAACCCGCCCAGAAUGCCAAUCCCAUAAAUACUCUCGACCUACAGUUCGCGGGUGUGACUAUAGCCAGGAAAUUGGAAGAUGUGCGCCAGCAGAUGAAGCAGAAGAGCGUGGACGCACUGGUGGUCAGUGCCCUGGAUGAGAUCGCUUGGCUGCUCAACCUGCGAGGAUCAGACAUUGAGUACAACCCCGUAUUCUUCUCCUACUUGAUUGUGACCGAGAAGAAGGUACAGCUCUUUGUGGACUUGGCGAAAAUCCCCGCUGACUUUGAUAAUCAUCAGCUGAGGAAUAAUGUCAGUAUAACGCUUUCCUCCUAUGACAAAAUUUCCCUGGAGAUUCGUAAAAUCGUGUUGAGGAAGAAGUCUCACAUCUGGAUAUCUCCCACCAGCAGCUAUUACCUAACCGACUUGAUUCCCAAGGAUCGAAGAAUCCAGGCAUUGACGCCCGUGAACCUACUGAAGGCGAUUAAGAACGAAGUCGAGGCCCAGGGAUUCGUCAAUAGUCACAUCCGUGAUGGAGUGGCUCUGUGCCAGUAUUUUGCCUGGCUUGAACACCAACUGAAGCUGGGCAAUGAGGUGGACGAGAUAUCCGGCGCCGAAAAACUAGAGUCUUUUCGGAGAUCAAAAGAAAACUAUGUGGGCCCAAGCUUUGGGACACUCAGUGCUUCUGGACCGCAUUCAUCUCUGGCUCACUAUUCUCCCAGGAACGACACUAACAGGAGGAUUACCGACAAGGAGAUCUACAUGUGCGACUCGGGGGCUCAGUACUUGGACGGCACAUCGGAUGUUACGAGAACCUUUCAUUUCGGUGAACCCACGGACUGAAAGGAGGCCUACACUCGUGUCCUUAAGGGGCAGCUGAGUCUUGGUUCCGCUAUAUUUCCCGCCUUAGUGAAGGGUCAGGUUCUGGACACCCUGGCAAGGAAGGCCCUUUGGGAUGUUGGACUGAACUAUGGUCAUGGUACUGGCCACGGCGUUGGUCACUAUCUCAAUGUACACGAGGGCCCCAUGAGCGUGGGUUCAGGUUAUGAUGUCGACGAUCCCGGCUUGCAGGCGAAUAUGUUCAUCUCCAAUGAGCCUGGCUUCUACCAAGACGAUGAGUUCGGCAUCCGUAUCGAGGACAUCGUCCAAAUUGUGCCCGCCCAAACGGCAUAUAAUUUUAAGAAUCUUGGAGCUCUGACCUUCAGAACAGUCACCAUGUGCCCGAAGCAAACGAAGAUGAUCAAGAAGGAGCUCUUGUCCGAGGCGGAGGUGAAGUUGCUUAAUAGCUAUCACCAACUGAUUUGGGACACUCUGGCACCUAUUUUGACCCGCGAAAGAGAUCUAUUCACCUUGUCUUGGCUUAAGAAGGAAGUAAAAGCAAUUUAAAGCUCAUGAAAUGAAGAAUGUUAUUACACAAAAAUAAUAAAUACAGCUUCAAAUAAA